CAAUGGCUGACACCAAUAAGGCUACUGUCGUCCUCGGCUCGCAGUGGGGCGACGAGGGCAAGGGCAAGCUCGCCGAUCUGCUUGCCGCCGACGUCGACAUUUGCGCCCGUUGCCAGGGUGGCAACAACGCCGGUCACACGAUCGUCGUGAACGACAUCAAGUACGCCUUCCACAUGCUGCCUUCCGGCCUGGUCAACCCGUCCUGCGUCUCGGUGGUUGGCUCUGGUGUGGUUCUGCACCUCCCGGGCUUCUUCAGCGAGCUUGAGGAGCUUGAGCAGAAGGGCCUGAACUGCGACGGCCGCCUGUUUGUCUCGGACCGCUGCCACCUCGUGUUUGACCUGCACCAGAUCGUCGACGGUCUCAAGGAGGUCGAGCUGGGCCGCGGCUCCAUCGGCACCACGCGCAAGGGUAUCGGACCGACCUACUCCACCAAGGCGUCGCGCUCGGGCAUCCGCGUCCACCACCUCUACCACUUUGACGAGUUCGAGAAGCGCUUCCGCUCGCUGGUGGCGAGCCGCCAUCGCCGGUACGGCGAUUUUGAGUACGACAUCGAGAAGGAGCUGCAGCGGUACAGGGAGCUGGCUGAGCGCCUGCGCCCGUACGUCAUUGACUCGGUCGAGUACCUGCACAACGAGCUCAAGGCCCAGAAGAAGGUGCUGAUUGAGGGCGCCAACGCGCUGAUGCUGGACAUUGACUUUGGCACAUACCCGUACGUCACCAGCUCGAGCACCUCCGUCGGCGGUGCGUCUACCGGCCUCGGCAUCCCGCCCUCGCGCAUCGGCAAGGUUAUUGGUGUGGCCAAGGCGUACACGACCCGUGUGGGCGGUGGUCCGUUCCCCAGCGAGCUGACCGACGAGGUCGGCCAGAAGCUGCGCGACGUGGGUGCCGAGUACGGUGUCACCACCGGCCGCCCGCGCCGCUGCGGCUGGCUGGAUCUGGUGGUCCUGCGGUACUCGAACAUGGUGAACGGGUACACGAGCCUGAACCUGACCAAGCUCGAUGUGCUGGACGUGUUUGAGGAGAUCAAGGUCGCUGUGUCGUACACCAUCAACGGCCGGAAUGUCACCUCGUUCCCGGCCGACCUCGACGACCUGGAGACCGCCACCGUCAACUACGUCACGCUGCCCGGAUGGAACCAGGAUAUCAGCAAGUGCCGCAAGUUCGAGGAGCUGCCCAAGAACUGCCAGGACUACGUGCGCUUCAUCGAGAAGGACCUGGGCGUGCCUGUCGAGUGGAUUGGUGUCGGUGCGAGCCGUGAUGCCAUGAUCAAGGUUGACCUCUAG
This is a messenger RNA of Linderina pennispora, 1283 nucleotides long. RefSeq names its product Adenylosuccinate synthetase. Gene Ontology annotation, biological process: 'de novo' AMP biosynthetic process; IMP metabolic process. The annotation marks the transcript as partial. Gene Ontology annotation, cellular component: cytoplasm. Gene Ontology annotation, molecular function: adenylosuccinate synthase activity; GTP binding. The transcript has 2 exons. The record is from RefSeq and is a predicted model, not a curated record. Lineage: Eukaryota; Fungi; Kickxellomycota; Kickxellomycetes; Kickxellales; Kickxellaceae.